Molecule: messenger RNA, 621 nt
Organism: Lachancea dasiensis
Lineage: Eukaryota; Fungi; Ascomycota; Saccharomycetes; Saccharomycetales; Saccharomycetaceae
Source: the annotation of a GenBank genome assembly
AUGAGUGCAGUUAGCGCGCUGACCGUCGGAGUUGGGUCUGCCAACUUCUCGGUCUCUAUCCCUGACGGGUUUGACGAUGUGGAUGUUAUAGAGCACGAUACCCAGUUGAUUCCUUUAUUCCAACACAAGGUUUAUGCUCCCGACUUCGACGGUGUGCCAAUCAGAGAAGUGGUGGCUAGUUUUUUGAGAGAUGCCGAGAGCAACAUUGAAACAUUUAUCGCUCUCGAGGACCUUCUACCUGCAGGAGCAUUACCGCUCGACGUGAGCGAAGAGUUAUUAUCUUACGGUCUAGCCUCGAAAAUCACUUAUGCUUUUGGAACUUCGGAUGAAUCUUCAAGGGCUGUGACGCGCAGCAGACCAUACUUCCAAUUUGGAAAGGAUGAGGGCUGUGACGAGUGUGGCACACGGGACCAAAGUGCUAAUGGUGACACUUGUUAUAACUUGACUAGCUGCAAUUAUUACAAGAGUUUCGAGGUGUCAGUAAACACAAGUUGGAUAUACUUCUACGCUUAUCUUUCAUCAAAUUGCACCGGGACCGUAAAAAGCUUCUCAUUCACAAGUACCUCAAGUUGUGUUGGUUUCUCAGCCGAUUAUUACAGUUUCGAGUACCACGUUAACUAG